AUGGCUGCCACGACGGCCCAAGUGCUGCCAGCGGGGCCAACGCUGCGGCUUUUGCAGUACUCGCCCGCGUGGGGCGCGCCUUCGGUCGAUCCGCGGUGCACAAAGGCGCAGGCCUACCUUCGCGUCUGCGGCCGCUCCUACGAGGUUGAGGACGCCUCGGCCGCCGCGCCGGGCUGGUCGCCGCUGCUGCUGCCGGUGCUGCGCGACGGCGCGCGCGCGGUGGAGCCGGACGGGCUGUACGCGCACCUGCGCGAGGGCGGGAUCGACGCCGACGCGAAGCUCUCCGCCGAGGAGCGCGCCGAGUCCGCCGCGUGGACGGCUCUCGUCGAGGAGCGGCUCGGGCUGGCGCUGCUGUACGCGUGCUGGGCCGAGGAGGACAACUACGCCGCGGUGCUCAAGCCCGCGUACGCGCAGAGGCUGCCCCUCCCACUCUGCCUCUACCUGCCGUGGACGAUGCGCCGGCGCGCCCUCUCGCAGCUGGCGAGGCGUGAGGGCGUGGCGUACCGGCUGGGCGGCGAGGCGCUCGAGGCGCUGAACACGCGCCUCACCGGCCGCGGCUCCUUCUUCGCCUCCGGCGCAUCGGCGGCUUUCUCGUACCUGACCGCCGUGCUGCGCUGCCCGCUGCCUCGCGACACCCUGCGUGCGCACCUCAAGUCGCUGCCUGCCCUCUGCAGCUACGAGCGGUCUCGCAACGCCGUGCUCGGCGCGCUUGGCGGCGCACUGGUGUACGCUGUGGGCGGCGAGGAGGAGCUCGACGAGUACGCCGCCGACGAGCAGCAGUGA
Emiliania huxleyi CCMP1516 is the source of this 783-nucleotide messenger RNA. RefSeq names its product Metaxin. The record is from RefSeq and is a predicted model, not a curated record. Gene Ontology annotation, cellular component: SAM complex. The transcript has 5 exons. The coding region runs from base 1 to 783 and encodes 260 amino acids. Lineage: Eukaryota; Haptophyta; Isochrysidales; Noelaerhabdaceae.